This is a messenger RNA of Manis javanica (Malayan pangolin), 2126 nucleotides long. The record is from RefSeq and is a predicted model, not a curated record. NCBI's taxonomy places the organism in Eukaryota, Metazoa, Chordata, Mammalia, Pholidota, Manidae.
CGUCAUCAGCCAGCGCCCGGGAGGCCCUUAGAUUCCGAAGCACGCAGGCGUCUGCUGCCAGCAGAGGGGCCCUGCAGGAGCCACGGUCUGCGCUUUCCGGCGCCGCUAUGCAGGUCUCCAGCCUCAACGAGGUGAAGAUUUAUAGCCUCAGCUGCGGCAAGUCGCUUCCUGAGUGGCUUUCUGACAGGAAGAAGAGAGCACUACAGAAAAAAGAUGUCGAUGUCCGUAGGAGAAUUGAACUUAUUCAGGAUUUUGAAAUGCCUACUGUUUGUACCACUAUUAAGGUGUCAAAAGAUGGACAGUAUAUUUUAGCAACUGGAACAUAUAAACCUCGGGUUCGAUGUUACGACACCUAUCAAUUAUCUUUGAAGUUUGAAAGGUGUUUAGAUUCAGAAGUUCUCACUUUUGAAACUUUGUCUGAUGACUAUUCAAAGAUUGUUUUCUUGCAUAAUGAUAGAUACAUUGAAUUUCAUUCACAAUCCGGUUUUUACUACAAAACCAGAAUACCAAAGUACGGGAGAGAUUUCUCUUACCAUUAUCCAUCCUGCGACUUGUACUUCGUUGGCGCAAGCUCUGAAGUUUAUAGAUUAAAUUUAGAGCGAGGACAGUACCUGAAUCCUCUGCAAACUGAUGCUGCGGAGAAUAAUGUUUGUGACAUAAAUUCAGUUCAUGGCUUGUUUGCCACAGGAACAAUAGAGGGCCGAGUGGAGUGCUGGGACCCAAGAACGCGACACCGAGUUGGCCUCCUUGACUGUGCGCUGAGUAGCGUCCCAGCAGAUGCCGAGAUAAACAGUUUACCAACAAUCUCUGCUUUGAAGUUUAAUGGUGCCUUAACCAUGGCAGUUGGAACAUCUACAGGGCAGGUCUUACUAUAUGAUCUUCGAUCUGAUAAGCCAUUGCUAGUUAAGGAUCACCAGUAUGGACUGCCCAUUAAGUCAGUUCAUUUCCAGGAUUCAUUAGAUUUGAUUUUGUCUGCAGAUUCUCGAAUUAUCAAAAUGUGGAAUAAGAACUCAGGAAAAAUAUUUACUUCCUUGGAGCCGGAACAUGACAUUAAUGAUGUCUGCCUCUAUCCUAACUCAGGAAUGCUUCUUACUGCCAAUGAAACCCCCAAGAUGGGCAUCUAUUACAUUCCAGUUUUGGGCCCUGCUCCCAAGUGGUGUUCCUUCUUAGACAACUUGACAGAAGAAUUGGAAGAGAAUCCAGAAAGCACAGUUUACGAUGAUUACAAAUUUGUCACCAAGAAAGAUCUUGAAAAUUUAGGGCUCACACAUCUCAUCGGCUCACCUUUUCUCCGGGCAUAUAUGCAUGGAUUUUUCAUGGAUAUAAGACUCUAUCACAAGGUGAAAUUGAUGGUAAAUCCAUUUGCUUAUGAAGAAUAUAGGAAAGAUAAGAUCCGGCAGAAGAUCGAAGAAACACGUGCACAGAGAGUCCAGUUAAAGAAAUUGCCAAAAGUUAACAAAGAGCUGGCACUUAAAUUAAUCGAGGAAGAAGAGGAGAAGAAAAAAUCUACAUGGAAAAAGAAAGUUAAGAGCCUUCCUAACAUACUCACCGAUGAUCGAUUUAAAGUUAUGUUUGAGAAUCCUGAUUUUCAAGUAGACGAAGAGAGUGAAGAAUUUAGGCUUUUGAAUCCACUUGUUUCAAAAAUUAGUGAAAAAAGGAAGAAGAAACUAAGACUCUUAGAGCAACAAGAACUUCGUGAAAAGGAAGAGGAGGAGGAACCGGAAGGAAAGCCAAGUGAUGCAGCAAGUUCCGAGAGCUCCGAUGAUGAGAAAGGCUGGGUUGAAGAGGUCAGGAAGCAGCGCCGACUGCUCCAGCAGGAGGAAAGGGGGAGGCGGCGGGAGCAGCGGCGGGAGGACCAGCAGACGGUCCUCCAGCCCCAGUUCUAUGAGAUCAAAGCUGGAGAAGAAUUCAGAAGCUUCAAAGAUUCUGCCACAAAGCAGAAGUUGAUGAAUAAAACCCUCGAAGAUCGUUUGAAACUUGAAGCAAAAAAUGGGACAUUGAGUGUAUCAGACACCAUGGUUGGCAGCAAACAAUUGACCUUCACAUUAAAGAGGGAGCGAAAGGGGGAAGAAGGGCAGGAAAGCAUGGAGACCAGCUGCUUGGCCCGUAAGCGCCUUGUAGAGUGA